AUGUUUUCUUAAUCGAAAAAAAGACCUACAAAAUACUUAACAAAAUGGUUAAUCUAUCAGUACCAAAGAUAUUAUUUGUUUUUGUAUUUAAAUUAUUCUAUUGAUAAUUGUUUACUUGAUUCAAAGAUUAUUUUUUUCAAAGCAUAGAGAAGAAUUAUAACAUCAUUAAAUUUUCAUUUAACUCAAUCUGAACUAGACCAAUUAAAAUAACUUGAUUCACACCAAUAAGUAAAUUUAUAACUAUUUUUAGGGUUUUCUGGCAAACAACUCAUUGAUUAAUUUAGGUCGAAUUAAUAACUUGAUUGAUCAACUGUGUGAAAAAUUGAUUGGAGAUGAAAAGUUACUGAUAAAGUAUGAAAAAUUCACCAUAAGAAUAAUUCUAGUAAUCUUUUUCUAUGGAGAUUUACAAUAAAUUAAAUAGAAGUAAAUUUUACUUAAAUUAAAUAAUCAAGAAACUUGA
Molecule: messenger RNA, 460 nt
Organism: Paramecium sonneborni
Lineage: Eukaryota; Ciliophora; Oligohymenophorea; Peniculida; Parameciidae
Source: the annotation of a GenBank genome assembly